UGCUAAUGCUAUUGUGAUCCAAGAGUACAUAUGAAAUAGUUAUCUCAUUAUAUUAAUUCAUUGAAUGUAUACACAUUCAGUAACCGAAAUUAAGCCUGUUCGUGCGGCCGCAGCCUAUUUUAGUAUCAGCUGAAGCAAUAGCAGUUGCUGUGAAGAUGAAUGUAUUCAAAUCAAUCAUCGCAGCUGUCGUCAAUAUUGUGGAGUCUCUUUGCUGCAUUUCAUUUUGACACAAGGGGUGCUCCCGUGGUGCAGGUGUAUUAGAUGUAUUUUCCUGUGCUGGUGACCAUGAAUGAUUUAACAACAGGAGUAUUUCUGCUCGCUGUGGGGAGUCAUUCACACGCGUUUGAAACAUGUUAUACGGAUGCACGGAAUUCGACAACUCUUAAUUGCAGUGAUAUAUGCUGCGACAAUGGUUCCUCCAGAUAUUGCUGCUCAAGUUACCAAACAAUAGUUGGCACCAUCAUUGGCGGGUGUUUCCUCGUUGGCUUCAUGGUGGGGUUCCUCGUCUUCGCCUGCUGCUUGUACUGGCGAAGAUCAUCUCAGGGAUCGCAGGGCAGUUCCUUGCAAGCCAACCAACCUAAAGUGAUGUCAGGUGUAACUAACGACUACCUGGAACAGAAAGGCGAUGCUAAACCCUCAGAGGGCGUCAGAACCCCACAAACGGAAACAGAGACGUCACAAACAGGAACAGACACAUCCACAGGGACAGAGACACAACAGACGGGAACAGAGACACAACAGACGGGGACAGAGACACAAAAGACGGGAACAGAGACAUCCACAGGGACAGAGACACAACAGACGGGAACAGAGACACAACAGACGGGAACAGAGACAGAACAGACGGGAACAGAGGCACAACAGACGGGGACAGAGACACAAAAGACGGGAACAGAGACACAAAAGACGGGAACAGAGACAGAACAGACGGGAACAGAGGCACAACAGACGGGGACAGAGACACAAAAGACGGGGACAGAGACACAACAGACGGGAACAGAGACACAACAGACGGGAACAGAGACACAAAAGACGGGAACAGAGACAGAACAGACGGCAACAGAGACAGAACAGACGGGAACAGAGGCACAACAGACGGGGACAGAGACACAACAGACGGGAACAGAGACACAACAGACGGGAACAGAGACAGAACAGACGGGAACAGAGGCACAACAGACGGGGACAGAGACACAAAAGACGGGAACAGAGACACAAAAGACGGGAACAGAGACAGAACAGACGGGAACAGAGACACAACAGACGGGAGCAGAGGCACAACAGACGGGAACAGAGACACAAAAGACGAGAACAGAGACACAAAAGACGGGAACAGAGACAGAACAGACGGGAACAGAGACACAACAGACGGGAGCAGAGGCACAACAGACGGGAACAGAGACACAAAAGACGGGAACAGAGACACAAAAGACGGGAACAGAGACACAAAAGACGGGAACAGAGACACAACAGACGGGAACAGAGACACAAAAGACGGGAACAGAGACACAAAAAACGGCAACAGAGACAGAACAGACGGGAACAGAGGCACAACAGACGGGGACAGAGACACAAAAGACGGGAACAGAGACACAAAAAACGGCAACAGAGACAGAACAGACGGGAACAGAGGCACAACAGACGGGGACAGAGGCACAAAAGACGGGAACAGAGACACAACAGACGGGAGCAGAGGCACAACAGACGGUAACAGAGACACAAAAGACGGGAACAGAGACAGAACAGACGGGAACAGAGACACAACAGACGGGAACAGAGACACAACAGACGGGAGCAGAGGCACAACAGACGGGAACAGAGACACAACAGACGGGAGCAGAGGCACAACAGACGGGAACAGAGACACAACAGACGGAAGCAGAGGCACAACAGACGGUAACAGAGACACAAAAGACGGGAGCAGAGGCACAACAGACGGUAACAGAGACACAAAAGACGGGAGCAGAGGCACAACAAACGGGAGCAGUGACACAAAAGACGGGAACAGAGUCACAACAGACAGGAUCAGAGACACAACAGACGGGAAAAGAGACACAACAGACGGGAAAAGAGACUCAACAGACGGGAACAGAGACACAACAGACGGGAGCAGAGACACAACAGACGGGAACAGAGACUCAACAGACGGGACUGGGGACAGUAUCUUCAACAGCAUGAAAUCUGCCAUUUCAUGUCACAUUUAUGAUUAUUAUAUGCAAUGUAAAAAUGUGUCGGAAGAACACUCAGUAUUAAUUUCCUAGAAAGGUGUU
This is a messenger RNA of Haliotis rufescens (red abalone), 2270 nucleotides long. RefSeq names its product galactose-specific cell agglutination protein gsf2-like. Bases 262 to 2178 code for a protein of 638 amino acids. The record is from RefSeq and is a predicted model, not a curated record. The transcript is spliced from 4 exons. NCBI's taxonomy places the organism in Eukaryota, Metazoa, Mollusca, Gastropoda, Lepetellida, Haliotidae.